Molecule: messenger RNA, 521 nt
Organism: Aphis gossypii (cotton aphid)
Lineage: Eukaryota; Metazoa; Arthropoda; Insecta; Hemiptera; Aphididae
Exons: 2
Coding region: 167-424 (85 amino acids)
Biological process (GO): mitochondrial electron transport, cytochrome c to oxygen
Source: RefSeq, a predicted model, not a curated record
GUUUUUAUAGACAUUUUAUCUCUGGUAAAUUUUUAUCAAGGUUACAGACAGUUUUUCAAUUUUUUUAGCUCGUCUAGUUCGGCGUAUCUAAAGCCUGAGUACUUUACAGGAAAAAACUAAAAAAGACAAAUUCGAGUUUGAGAAUCACCUAUUAAAUACUAACAUAAUGUCGAUCCGAAAAAUAUUGGUAGCUACUAAACCAUUGUCCAGAAGUAUUCAUGGAAGCAAACCUUUGCUUGGCGAAGAUGCCCGUUUAAAGGAUUUAAAGGAAUGGCAAAAAUUUUUCCAACAACCUGAUGGUGUACCUGUUUACCUGAAACGUGGAAUGACAGAUCGACUUUUGGUUGGUUUCAUUAUCAUUGGUACAUGUGUUGGACUUGGAAACUCAUUCAAGUAUUUGUACGAAGAAGUUAUUAAACCAUGAAUAAUGUACUCUUGUAGAUUUUACAGUUAGUUUUGUAAUUAUAAUAAUAAUACUGUGAGGAAAUCUGUUAAUAAAUGAUGUAUUAUUAUUAAAAAUA